Messenger RNA from Fusarium mangiferae, 993 nucleotides. RefSeq lists its product as uncharacterized. The record is from RefSeq and is a predicted model, not a curated record. Gene Ontology annotation, molecular function: 4-hydroxy-tetrahydrodipicolinate synthase activity. The transcript has a single exon. NCBI's taxonomy places the organism in Eukaryota, Fungi, Ascomycota, Sordariomycetes, Hypocreales, Nectriaceae. The coding region runs from base 1 to 993 and encodes 330 amino acids.
AUGACUACUUCUAACGGUGUUACCAACGGCCAAAAUGGCCAUGCCGCCGCUCCCAAGUCGCUCCCUACCGGGAUCUACGCCCCUGUCAUGACCUUCUUCGACCCUGAGACUGAGGAGCUCGACAUUCCCACCAUUAAGAAGCACGCCGUGCGAUUAGGUCAAGCUGGCCUGGCCGGUCUCGUUGCCAUGGGCUCCAAUGGCGAGGCUGUUCACUGCACACGUGAGGAGAAGAUUGCCGUCACAAAGGCUACCCGAGAGGCCCUGGAUGAGGCUGGUUUCCAAUCUGUUCCCGUUUUCCUCGGAGCCACUGAGGGCAGUGUCAAGGGCACUAUCGAGCUGAGCAAGCUGGCCGCUGAGGUUGGCGCUGCUGCCACUCUUGUUCUCCCUCCGUCUUACUACAAGGCCCAGAUGAGUGAGGAUGCCAUUUACAACUACUUCACCGACCUCGCCGAUGCAAGCCCCAUCCCCAUCAUUCUCUACAACUACCCUGGUGCUGUUGCUGGCCUUGACAUGGACAGCGAUCUCCUCAUCAAGCUCGGCCAGCACCCCAACAUUGUCGGCACCAAGUUUACCUGUGGAAGCACUGGUAAGCUCACCCGGGUUGCCCUCGCUACCGAUGCCAGGACCCCCUUCCAAGAAGGCUCUGGUUACCUUGCCUUCGGCGGUAUUGCCGACUUUACCAUCCAGACUCUGGUCAGUGGCGGUAGCGGCAUCAUUGCUGGUGGUGCCAAUGUCAUGCCCAAGACCUGCGUCAAGGUUUGGGACCUCUAUGUUAAGGGCAAGAAGGAUGAGGCUCAAGCUCUCCAGAAGAAGCUCUCCAAGGCCGACUGGGUUCUGACCAAGGCUGCCAUUGCCGGCACCAAGUCUGCUAUCCAGAGCUACUACGGCUAUGGUGGCUACCCUCGACGACCCCUACCCCGUCUCAACCCGGAGCAAGCCAAGGGCAUUGCUGAGGGGAUCAAGGAGCUCAUGGAGAUUGAGAACUCGCUAUAG